Molecule: messenger RNA, 2746 nt
Organism: Camelina sativa (false flax)
Lineage: Eukaryota; Viridiplantae; Streptophyta; Magnoliopsida; Brassicales; Brassicaceae
Product: putative leucine-rich repeat receptor-like protein kinase At2g28990
Biological process (GO): protein phosphorylation
Molecular function (GO): ATP binding; protein binding; protein kinase activity
Source: RefSeq, a predicted model, not a curated record
ACAAAAAUGUGGAAGAACAUGAAAAGAAUUCUUUUGACAUUGGCUGUGAUUGAGAUCUUCUCCAUUAUACACCUUGUUCAACCACAGAAUCAAGACGGAUUCAUCAGUUUGGAUUGUGGCAUGCCCAUUGAUGAAUCUCCUUAUACCGAUCCGGAUAGUGGAUUAGUAUUCACAUCGGAUUCGGUCGUUAUCCAGACGGGAGAGAGUGGCAGAGUCGAAAAAGCUUUCGACAACAUACACAUAAAACCAUAUCUGGUUAUGAGAUACUUUCCAGAAGGACUACGAAACUGUUACACCCUGAAUGUCACGCGCAACACAACUUAUCACAUUGGAGCCAUGUUCUUAUAUGGAAAUUACGAUGGUCUUAAUACUUACCCAAACUUUGAUCUCUAUCUUGGUCCUAAUAAGUGGGAGACAAUAGAUUUGGAAAGAUAUAAAAACGGUACAUGGGUUGGUAUGAUCCACACUCCACGAUCAAGCUCUUUGGAAAUGUGUCUUGUCAAGACUGGAACAACAUUUCCAUUGAUAUCAACCAUUGAAAUACGCCCUUUUGGAAACAAUACAUAUGGCCCUCGUCCUGGUUCGCUGAGCACUUUACGGUACUUUUUCAACGAUACAUCUAGCAAUAUCAGGUAUCCUCAUGAUAUCCAUGAUCGAAUUUGGUCUCCUUACUAUCAUGAAUAUUUAGAAUGGCGUAUAAUAAACACAACCUUCAGUAUAAGCAGUCCCGGAAUCUAUGAAACACCAAAACUUGCGCUGGCGACAGCGGCAACCCCUUUGAAUGACAGUUUGCCAUUAGAAAUCUACUGGUCAACGAAACCCCCUACCGCUGCAGUUUAUGUGUACCUCCACUUUGCCGAGAUACAAGCCUUGCGAGCCAACGAAACCAGGGAAUUUGACAUUUACUUCAACGAAAACUCUAAUUAUUCAGCUUUUAGUCCGCCUAAGUUAGAGCAACGUACUAUAACCUUUUCAACAGUACAGUGCCCUGAAGGGUUCUGCUCAUUGCGACUAGUAAGAACGAAGAAGUCAACUCUUCCACCUCUGAUCAACGCUAUUGAGGCUUUCAGUAUCAUUGAGUUUCCAUUUGCGGAAACUAACCCAAGUGAUGUUUCGGCAAUCAAAAAUAUCAAAGAUACGUAUAGGCUAUCUAAAAUCAGUUGGCAAGGCGAUCCAUGUGUUCCUCAAGACGUUUUCUGGGAACAUCUAAAAUGCAACUACACAGAAAUUUCCAGUCCACCAAGAAUAACGUCCUUGAACUUAUCAUCACAAGGAUUGACAGGGAUCAUAGUACCAAGUAUACAAAAUCUGACACAACUUCAAGAACUGGACUUAUCCAAUAAUACCUUGACCGGAGAAGUCCCUAAAUAUCUUGCCAAGAUGAAGUCGUUGUUGGUCAUAAACUUAAGUAAGAACAAAUUAAGUGGUUCAAUUCCUCAAGCCCUCCUUGAUAGACAAAACGAUGGACUUUUGUUAAUCUAUCAAGAAAAUCCAGAGCUUUGCAGAGUUAACUCAUGCAUUGUAAAGGAAAAAAAGAAAUUCUUAGUACCAGUUGUCGCGUCGGUAGCUUCUGUGGUUGUUAUCAUAGUUAUCUCGCUUCUCAUUUUCGUGAUCCGGAAGAAAAUGGUGUCUGCAGAUAAGCAACCCACAAAAAGUGGGACGGUAGAAGAUAGUGGAGAUUCUUAUGAAUCUGAACCUUCAUUUCUGACAAAAAAUAGAAGGUUUACUCAUGAUGAGGUUACAACGAUGACAAAUAACUUUCAAAGGGUUCUAGGUGAAGGAGGAUUUGGAGUCGUUUAUCAUGGUCUUAUAAAUGGUGCUGAACAAAUAGCUGUUAAAGUGCUCUCCCAAUCAUCAGCUCAAGGGUACAAGCAAUUUAAGGCAGAGGUGGAACUUCUUUUGAGAGUUCACCAUAUAAAUUUGGUGAACCUUGUUGGAUAUUGUGAUGAAGGAGAGCACUUAGGUCUCAUCUACGAGUACAUGCCCAACGGAGACCUAAAACAACAUUUGUCAGGGAAAUGGAGUGGCUCUGUCUUGAGCUGGAAAACUAGACUAAUAAUAACUGUGGAUGCCGCACAAGGGUUGGAGUAUUUACACACAGGAUGCAAACCCGCAAUGGUUCACAGAGACGUCAAAAGUUCAAACAUUCUAUUGGACGAACAUUUUCAAGCUAAGCUAGCUGAUUUCGGACUUUCAAGAUCUUUUCCCACUGCGAAUGAAACAUAUGUGUCCACCGUUGUCGCCGGCACUCCGGGAUAUCUUGAUCCCGAGUACUAUCAAACCAAUUGGCUGAGUGAAAAGAGUGAUGUCUAUAGUUUUGGAAUUGUACUACUUGAGAUCAUAACAAACCGACCUAUAAUCCAACAUGCGCGUGAAAAAACUCACAUAGUAGAAUGGGUUGGGCUAAUGCUUCAAAAAGGAGAUAUUAGAAGUAUUAUAGAUCCAAACCUUCAGCAAGAUUAUGAUAGCGGUUCAGUCUGGAAGGCUCUUGAAUUAGCCAUGUCUUGUGUUAAUCCUUCUUCAGCAAGAAGACCAAACAUGUCUCGAGUGGUAAAUGACCUAAAAGAUUGUCUUGCAUAUGAUACUUCAAGAAGAGGAGGGAGCGUAGAUAUGGAUUCAAAGGGUUCUGUUGACGUGAGCAUGAACUUUGGCACCGAGGGGAUCCCAAAGGCACGCUAGUUCUCCAAAUGACAAUAUAGUCAUUGUGGCCUUUUCGUCAAUCUAAAAUUUUUCAUCAUUAAAAACA